AUGCCAGCUUCGAGAAAAAAUUGUUGUAUUCUUGGAUGUAAUAAUACAUCACGCUGAGAACGUGGAUUUGGUGUGGAAGUGAAAUUUUAUAAAUUCCCUGAGAGCGUGUUAGGAGCCUCAUGGAAAAUAUUAAAACAUAAACAGUGGAUGAAUGCAGUGAAAAAUUACGUAGAAAAUCCAAAAGACUGGGUACCAAAUAAAUAUACGAGAAUUUCUAGUACCCAUUUUGUAAAUAAUGAAAAAUCGGAGCAUCCCUUACACCCAUCUUAUGUUCUUUCGAUUUUUCCUGGACGUGAAAAUAUGAAAAGAAAUAAGCUUUUUUCAAAUAAUUGUAAAAACUGA
Messenger RNA from Cotesia congregata, 342 nucleotides. Lineage: Eukaryota; Metazoa; Arthropoda; Insecta; Hymenoptera; Braconidae. The record is from the annotation of a GenBank genome assembly.